Messenger RNA from Melanotaenia boesemani (Boeseman's rainbowfish), 4437 nucleotides. It is a transcript of the gene pcnx4, whose product is annotated as pecanex 4. The transcript is spliced from 11 exons. Gene Ontology annotation, cellular component: membrane. The record is from RefSeq and is a predicted model, not a curated record. Lineage: Eukaryota; Metazoa; Chordata; Actinopteri; Atheriniformes; Melanotaeniidae. Bases 242 to 3880 code for a protein of 1212 amino acids.
GUAUCAUGCCAACGUCUUCUAGCUUUCAAGCUGUUAGCUAACGGCUAAUGAUAAUGCUGACAAUUCCCAUUCGUUUCUUUGUAAACUAUCAACAACGUAACUAAAACAGCACAAAGCGUAUCUGCUAUUAGCUAUUCCACUGCUGACGGUAUUCUUUGUUACAGAAUCCUUGAUUGUGUCUGACAUGAUGGAUGGAAACCCUUUGUUGGCUGUGUGGAGAUGACCUGCCACCCUUUCGGGAAUGGUCAGAAUGGGGCCAGAUGUGCCCCUUCUUAAUGAAUACAAACAGGAGUUCUUCUGGAAGCGUUUCCCUCAGACAGUGUUGGGAGGACCACGCUUCAAGUUGGGCUACUGUGCCCCACCAUAUGUAUAUGUCAAUCAAGCAGUUUUGUUUUUGACCCCAUGGCUUUUUGGAGGCAUUGGCACCCUGCUCUGCCAGCUGCAACUGCUUCACGAACUUCAUGCUGCUGUACUUUCUGGUGCACUCAUGUUUUUAGCUGCAGCGGGUGUCCAGGCCAUGGCACUGUAUGCUGCACGGAGGAAUGGCACAGUGGAGAGACUUGGUGCACCCAACAUCCUGGUAGAUGAAGAGGAGGUGGAAUUUACCCACUGUGUCAGCCCAGAGACUGUUCGAUUCAUUGCUCCAGGGAAACGGUUUGGGCUUAAUGUGGUGCUGCAUACAGUACUAGCUGGAGUUCUCUGUGGCUUCGGGACGUGGUAUGUGUUCUUGGGCAGACUGACUGCUCUCUAUGGCAGCGUCGGUGUCUCUCUGGUAGUGUUUGUCCUUAGCUGGGUAGCUCUGUGCAUAGCUGAAUAUUCCCUCAUUGUAAAUACGGCCACAGAGACGGCCACUUUCCAGGCACAGGACACGUAUGAGAUCACCCCGCUCAGCCGGCCCCUCUACAUUUUUAUUUUCAUUUCUGUGGACUUGGCUAAUCGGUUCUCAGACCCUAUCCCUGAGCUCCAACUGGCCAGCCAAACUCUUCAUGUGCUGUUCCUCUUCUUACCCCUGUUGUGGGCAGUAGGUAUACUACCUCCCCUGGAUGCCCUGCUUCUCUGGGGCAUGGAACAGGUUCUUGUGUUUGGCUUAGGAGGCUCGCCCAUGUCUAGCAACCUCAGGCUGCUGUUGAUGUUUGGUGUAUCCACUGGCGUAGCUGUGUGUAAUUACUUUAUCCCGUCAGCAUUGGGUGUGGUACUCUUGUCCAUCUCUAUGGGAUUUCUACUGAGCCUGGACCUCAGCCAAGUUGGCACACUCUGCAGAGGACCCAGCACAGCCUUCAGGGACCAUGGAUUGCGCAGAGGGGGGUCGCCACCUCCUCCUCCCAAUUCAUUUGGCUGGAAUCUAGGCUGCAGGGAGCUGUUACUAUAUUUAAGCCUGCUGCUGGUAGCGAUGGCAGAGGGAGGACUGGCGCAUCACUUCCUUGGUUCAGUUCAAUCUCAGAACUUUGUUUCAUCAGCCCAAGGUCCUGUUGGGUACCUUCUCCUCUUACUCUUCUGUUUAUGCUGGGCACUAAGGGAGGUCCAGGGGGCUUAUGUAUUUGGAGGAGUGUUUCUUAAUCCCUUUUACCCUAAAGGCAUGUCCAAUGUGCAAACUUUCAAACAAAAGAAUAGAGGAUUGUACAUAGCGGCUGCCAUCAGAAGAGUCCUUGUUUAUCUUGUGUCUCCAUUUGCAAUGACUGCUUUCCUGUCCAUGGACAGAUCUCUGCAGUUGCUCCACAGGGUCUCCACCAGUGUGGGAUUUACACGAGCCUUUAGAGUGGUUUGGCAGAGCUCCGAGGAUGCCCUGCUUCAGAUGGUAUUGGUGGUUUUAGUGCGACUUGCAGCUGGAAACGUUACACUACCAGGGUGGGGCAACUUAGGAACUGGAGUUCAGCUUCUACUGGUGGGCCUCUUGAUUGACAGAUUGAGCCAAUUCCUGGCCAAACUAAAGUUCACCCUUACUGUAUUAGUGACAUCUUGGACAGAGAAGAAGCAGCGCCGUCAGUCUGCUGGAACUAUCCUGGCUCUUAACGCAUCACUAUGUCCACUGCUGCUGGCAAUGGUGACCCUCUCUGCCCUGAUCUCUGCCCCUUUGCUGCCCCUUUUCACUCUGCCUAUAUUCCUUGUGGGGUUUCCCAGGCCACAGCGAAGUUGGCCAGGCCCAGUGGGAACUGCCUGUCCCUGUCCAGAUUCAAUCUUCUACCAGCAAAUGAGCGGAAGUUUGGCCACAGCACUGAGGAUGGCCUUUGCAAGAGGCUCACUUGGUUCUUUAGCCCCAGGCUCUCAUUUUCUCGGUCGCUUUCAGGAUCGUAUGGUUUGGAUAAUGAUUCUAGAGAGAGGGUAUGGCUACUGUACAGUCAACAUCAAGGGUCUUGAACUGCAGGAGACUUCUUGCCAUACAGUGGAAGCACGCAGGGUGGAUGAGGUGUUUGAGGCUGCUUUUGAACGCCCCGAGCGGCUCGGUUUCCCCAAAGGAUUUAACCUGCACUGGGGAAACGCCCUCACCCCAUGUGCUUCACUUGCAGUUCGAGUCUACUCUGAUGCCCGGAAUGUGCUCUCUGGUAUCAUUGACUCUCAUGAGAACUUGAGGAAACUUCAAGAUGAUUUCAUGAAAGCACUCAUCUGGUUGCUUCUUCGAUAUUGUGUGCAGAGGCAUAAAGGAUUUUUAUGGAGUAGUGAAGAGGGGUCAGGGAUUGGAGGUAUGAAGUCCCAGUCUUCACAGUUUGCCCAGACUACUUGUAACCAGCCGUCUGAGGCUGUCAUGGUAGAAUCCAAUCUGUCUUCUCUCAGGUUCAGACAGGGGAGCUCUAGUUUGACUUCUUUUGGAGACUGGUCAGACGAGGAUGACUUAUUUGGACCGCAACCAGCCAGACGAACUGUGGCAUUAGUGACCGCAGAAGCCCAACCAGGACAGUCGGCACUGCAAACGGGGGUCUCUCUGCCAGGCUCUGUAGAAAUGGACAGUCUCUUUGAAAACAUGGCUCUUUCUGCCCUGCAGCCGCUGCAGCCUCUGGGACUUGGCAUCGGGAUGCCAGCUGUAGAUAAAGGGCGAAAUCCGGAAGUCUUCAGAGAAAGUCCUCAUCUGAACUUCAGCUGCCCUCAGUCUGAGGCAUUCAACCUACCGCCAGGGUGGAGGACAGCACCAUUACUUCCAUCUCGCUUGUUGUCUCUGAGGGGUUUAUUUCCAGAGGAAUGGUUUCGAUUUACCUUGGGGCGGUUUGGACUUUCUGUUCAAGGGGAGACCUCAGAGGAUAUGACCAAAGCCCUAAAGGAGGAUGAAGUCUUGAAAGAACUGCAUGUAAAGGUUGCACUCUCAUGUCUCAUCUCACUGGGGGCGGAGUCUGCUUUCACCAGUCCAAGUUAUAUCUACAGACUCUACUGUGGAGACGUACCUUGGACAGAGGGACUCGACUGGCUGUCCUCAAGCAAAGAACUUUACCAGCUCACACUUCAAGCUUUUAGGUUCAGUUUCAAGCUGUUGUUUGAUCAGGCAAGUCUUGGUCCAAUGGAAUCCCCUGAGGAGUUGUUCAGCACUUUAGAGGAAUAUGAAAGGGACUGGUACAUAGGUCUAGUGACAGAAAAAGGCUGGCAUGACAGUGUUCUUCAGGAGAAGCCCUAUCUGUUCUCCCUGGGACACGACCUCACUAUGGGUACCUACACAGGAAGAGUUCUGUCUCUGCAGGAGCAGCUUGUGCAGGUGGGCCGUCUGAAUGGAGAGGGGGUUCGAGGUCAGUGGGCAAACCUCUCCUGGGAACUUUUGUAUGCUACCAACGAUGACGAGGAGCGGUACAGCAUCCAGGCUCACCCCUUCAUGCUUCGAAACUUAACUGUUCAGGCAGCCGAUCCCCCUCUAGGAUACCCCAUUUACUCAUCUGCCCCCCUUCACUUCCCCUGCCUCUGACCAGUGGUUUUAUUUUUAAAACUUUUGACCCAGAAGUUGUGACUGUAUUUGUUCUUUUGAACAUUAUUUAAAAUUUUCUUGCACCACAGAGGAGGAAACAACCUCAUUAUCGCUUUUAAUUUGUUUCAAAACAAAAUUUACUUCCCUAACAGAAGAAAUAAUUCCUGUUUGAUCCCUAAAACAGUUAACUAAUGACAGGUUUCCUCUAAAGCACAAUUUUUUUUUGUGGUUGUGCUUAAACAUGAAGUGAAAAAAAUGGAGCCACUUCCCUUUAGGAAAAACCUGCCGUCAUACCUCUGGCUUUAUUGUAUUUUAAGUUUCAUAAUUAUUUUAACCAUGCCCAUAAAAAAGGGAAGAGAAUUUUAAUGUUAAGAAUAUCAAGGAUGUGCCUUGGGUAUGCUGUAUGUGUAUGGUGUUUAGUGGUAUUGUUUUGUUUACAUUUCACUUGUUUACAGUUUAGAAGAAUUAAAUGAAUGUGUCCACAUUUUCUUGUAAAUAAAGUUAAUUUUUAUAUGUGUAACUGUAUAUACUUGUAAUAAAAUAGGUUGGCAAAAAUA